Staurois parvus is the source of this 312-nucleotide messenger RNA. Lineage: Eukaryota; Metazoa; Chordata; Amphibia; Anura; Ranidae. The record is from the annotation of a GenBank genome assembly.
CAGGGGCGGACUGACAACUCAUGGGGCCCCCGGGUUAUAGGGGAUCAUGGGGCCCCUGUGUCCUUGCCCAAACUCAAAAAAGCCUAUGAAAAAGGUACUAGGGGCAUCUCAUGGGGCCCCCUACUGACCCCGGGCCCUCGGGGCAGUGCUCGAGUUUCCAAAUGGUCAGUCCACCCCUGCUCUGCUUACAAAGCAGUGUGCUUACAAUGGAAAGCACACACACAGCACACAGUGAAACAGUACAAAGUUAACCCUUUGAUUGCCCAUCAUCAAUUAAAGGGUUUCCAUACAGCGAUUUUAUUUUAUUUUAUU